Messenger RNA from Trichoderma atroviride IMI 206040, 888 nucleotides. RefSeq lists its product as uncharacterized. Gene Ontology annotation, molecular function: oxidoreductase activity. Lineage: Eukaryota; Fungi; Ascomycota; Sordariomycetes; Hypocreales; Hypocreaceae. The record is from RefSeq and is a predicted model, not a curated record. Gene Ontology annotation, cellular component: cytosol.
AUGAGCUUCCCAAGUCCGACUACCAUAUACCAUAACAAUCCCUCUCCAAUUAUUGAUCCAACGCAACAGCAUCUUUCUGCAACAGGCAGGAUUGUUUUGGUCACUGGCGGAGGCACAGCCAUCGGUAAAGCUACAGUUGAGGCAUUUGCCAAAGCAAAAGCCGAUCACAUCUUUUUAGUUGGAAGAAGGCUCAACCUUCUUACAGAGGUAGAGGAAAAGCUCUCAGAAACUUACCCUCAGACAAAGUUCCAUGCCAUUCAAACCGACAUUACUCAGGAGAAUGAAGUUGAAAGCCUCUUCCAAGAGAUCAACAAAAUCGGAUUUCUGGACAUUCUAGUGGCCAACGCUGGGUACUUGCCAGAGCCGGGCAAAAUUGCUGCUACCGAAACAAGCGAGUGGUGGAAGGGCUAUGAGAUCAAUGUCCUGGGAACUUAUCUUCUCGCCAAAUACUUCAUCAACCAGUCCCAGGCCCCAAGGGGAAAGCCUGUAUUUAUCGGCGUAAACACUGGUGCGAACCAUUUAGGUCCGGCUGCAGGCCCCAUGAGCGGGUAUUUGACAUCCAAGCUUGCGACGGCUUCGGUGGUGGAGUUUUUUCAGGCCGAAUAUCCCAACAUCAAAGCCUUUAAUGUUAGUCCCGGCAUGGUACAGACCGACAUGAGCGCCAAGGCCAACGUCAAAGGAUAUGCAAUUCAUGAUUCACCAAGUUUGAUGGCCAAUUUUGCCGUCUGGCUUGCUGGUCCUGAUUCAGAUUUCCUCAAUGGACGUUUUCUUUGGGCCAACUGGGACGUGGGAGAAUUGAUUGCCGCCAAAGAUAAGAUCGCAGCGAACCCAGAGCAACUACGUGUAAACUUUGGAGGCUGGCAGGAGAACUAUGCAAAAUUGAAGUGA